AGCACGCUGUCGAACACACUUAACCACUGACCUACUAACACAAAUCUACGUGCCCUUCGACUGGAUGAGGCAAGGGAUACAAGGAAGUGAGUCCAUAUUGAUAGGGAAAUACGCUGAGCAUUGUUGCCUGGUUAAUGGGAAUAUGCUGCUUAUUCACGCAUAACACGAGGCGCAACAGAAGAACACAACCUCCGGGCCGAUGCCAAUAAUAAGGUUUUGAACUUGCUCGGCCGUCUCACCCAUGGUCGUCACCACUUCAUAAACAUGUACAUUACGUCCCACCAUUAAGAGAUGAUCAGAGAAGGGAUUCAUUCUUAUUGACAGCAACAACAGUGUAACACCAUGCAAACAUUCAAGGAAGAACCAGGCCAAAGAGACUUGAUGGGCCAGAACAACUCGGGUUCGCAAUUCAAGACCCAGAGCUCCUGUCGUCGGAAAAGGGAGUUCAUCCCCGACGAGAAGAAGGACAACGUCUACUGGGAGAGACGGCGCAAAAACAACGAAGCGGCCAAGCGCUCGCGGGAGAAACGGCGCAUGAACGACGUGGUGUUGGAAACAAAAUUGAUGGCACUCGGCGAGGAAAACGCUACCCUGAAAGCAGAAUUGCUGUCCUUGAAGCUUAAAUGUGGUCUUUUGAGCUCAGAGGCUUACACUCAGGAAAUGCAUAAAGUUUCUCAGUGCACUGCUGUGCUGUACCGGGAUUUUGUUACACCCAGCUUAGGUCAAGACCCUAACCCCCAGGUUAUAGAGGAGCCCCUACACCUGGGCAACAGCUACAUAUCAGUCAUCAAACACUCACCCCACAUCACACACGCCGAAACCACUCAGGGCAGUUUUAACAUUAACUGCAGGACAGCAGAGGUUAUCAAAAAGGAACCGUCAGAUACUGGGCGCUACGCACAAGAAAGGGCUAGUCCGUAUGACCUAUACAGGAACUGCCUAUCCAGUCCACUGGCCAGUGCGUGCUCUCAAUCUCCGUCCCUCCUGCAGAUCAAUAUGUCCUCCAGCAACUCCCCGAUAAGCUCUGACGACGGGGUACUGAGCAAGCUGUCUGACGUGGAGGAUGAGCAGCAGGUCCCCAAAGGGCCCGGGCAGGCUUCAGGCGCCCCUCCCGGCGUCAUCGUCUCCACACUCAAAGUGCCGGAUCAGAGCGGUUCUUCUGCCUUGCCUCAUAAGCUUCGGCUUAAGGCCAGAGGCCUCCAAAUCAAAGCAGAGGCCACAGACCCUCAAUACCCGGAGUCCCUCCCAAAGUCUACCCUUCUUCACACUGACAUUCUGCACAGAGAGGCGAGGAAAACAACUCAGGGUUCUGGAAUAGAGUACAGUCAAUCUUCUCUAAGUCCUCCUCUGUCUGUGCAGGUGAAUAACAUUCAAGACUGGCCCCUAGGCUCAGAGGAAUGGCCUCAGCCGGGCAAAGAAAGGUUGUGUGAGAGCUACAAGGAGGACAGCAGGAUAAAUCCUGACCAAAACUCCGGUCAAGUUAUUGCAAAUGUAAAAGACUCUGCUCAUGCCCCUAUUGACUCAGAAAACACGUUUUCUAGGCAGGGAUUUUCCGACCUGUCUGUGAAUUUUGCCUCUCUGAAAAGACUAAUUACAACAAAGUGUCAAGUCUCAGUCAUAGAGUCCACUCCAAUUUCUACUUUUGCCAGUGGACACUCCUCCAAAUGAGCUCUGUAUGAUUUCAAAAUACCGAUGUUCCACUGUGCUAACUGCUGCAGGGUUUGGGUGAUUGAUGUAAAAUUUUCAAAUAAAUAAGCCGUUGCACUUGCAAAUAGA
Gadus macrocephalus (Pacific cod) is the source of this 1776-nucleotide messenger RNA. It is a transcript of the gene nfil3, whose product is annotated as nuclear factor, interleukin 3 regulated. Bases 343 to 1668 code for a protein of 441 amino acids. The record is from RefSeq and is a predicted model, not a curated record. Gene Ontology annotation, biological process: circadian rhythm; DNA-templated transcription; regulation of DNA-templated transcription. Lineage: Eukaryota; Metazoa; Chordata; Actinopteri; Gadiformes; Gadidae. Gene Ontology annotation, molecular function: DNA-binding transcription factor activity; DNA binding. The transcript is spliced from 2 exons. Gene Ontology annotation, cellular component: nucleus.